Molecule: messenger RNA, 1077 nt
Organism: Callorhinchus milii (elephant shark)
Lineage: Eukaryota; Metazoa; Chordata; Chondrichthyes; Chimaeriformes; Callorhinchidae
Exons: 3
Coding region: 94-900 (268 amino acids)
Source: RefSeq, a predicted model, not a curated record
GUUUAUAUCGGAAAGGCUGCAACUGACAACAAGACGUUAGUUACAACAGCAACCAGUGUGUGUGUGUCAGAGCCUGAAACUCGUACAGAGCUAAUGGCAAACCCGGGCAAGCCUCGGAGAGUGAAUAUCAGCUCUCUGGCCCAAUCCUCCCAGCAUCAGUGGCUCAGUGAGGUAUUGGCAAGGAGGUAUGGUGAGGAAUAUGUCACACGGACGCAGCUCCCACUGAGCACCUAUUGGCGUUUUAAUGCACAGAGACAAGACCAGGACGUGGAGAUUCUGUAUCACACUAAACUCAUGGGCCGCCUGAACCUGUGUGAUGGACGAGACUCCCUUUACUCAUUGUACCUCAAGGAGAUGUUUCGCAUAGUGGGUAAACACCAUGUGAUUGUUGUGGUGGAUGAUGUGAGUGCUGACACCACUGGGACUAAGCAACAGUUACUACAGCACCAGUCCACUCUGAGCAAUUGUAGGGAAUUGUUUGUGUUCAGAGCCUCAGAUUGCAAAGCACAUAUAAUUCUCGAAUUCUUUCGCAAACUUGAUGCUGCAGAAGGAAAGACAGGGAAUAUGCAGAAUGUUCACAGACACAAGGGCACACCUGCUUUCUCAGUGAGCUCCCCCAACAUCGCCCCACAAUCCACAUCCACCAAGUCCCCAAGUGACAUGUGGGCUGGAGCAUCUGCUUCCCAACUCCGUCCACCGGAGAAUGAGAAUAAGGAGCGACCAUUGGCAGCAACGCAGUAUUUCCUGGAUCCAAAUAACCCUGAUAUCCUGAAGAUUUUACAACGCAUUGCAGAUCAAGUGAAAAGAAUCGCCGACAUUGGAGAAAACAGGCGCAGGCCCAGGCUUGAGGCGGGGUUUCAAAAAUUCUGUAAUUCGUCUCAUCAUCUCAGUAACCACUAACGGCUCAUCAUCUUCAUUAAGAGUUUCUCUUCCAGUCCCCGCACCAUCACAUGUAGUGUCCCUCAGUGCUCUGGCCUUGGUCCCCUCCUUUUCAACAUCUUCAUGAUCCCUCUGAUAUGAUCCGUAGACAUGGAGUUAACUUUCACAUGUAUGCGGAUGACACCCAACUCUAUCUCU